Messenger RNA from Fusarium sp. VM40, 1491 nucleotides. The record is from the annotation of a GenBank genome assembly. NCBI's taxonomy places the organism in Eukaryota, Fungi, Ascomycota, Sordariomycetes, Hypocreales, Nectriaceae.
AUGGGAGUUCUGAAAUCACUUGGUCUUUCACCGGCCAAGGCGGCAGGUGCGAAGGCCAUACGCCGUCUCUUUGGUCGGGUGAUGCCAACUGACGGUGACAGUGCCAGUGCCAGUGCCAGCGACACCGACCAAACUGGCAGGGGCAACACUAGUAAUGAAACCCACGACCAGAAGGAUCUGAAGAACAAGGCGCAAGAUAACCAAAACAACAACAACAACAGCGCCCAAGCAACGGAAAACGCAGAUACUUUACCAGAUUCUUCUAUCGCAAAGCAUCAGGAGAUACCUUCCACGACAGAUCAUCAGCAACGAGGAUAUCCCUCAGCCGCCGGAACUUCUGUCAACAUCCACGAUAUGGCGUCCUCACAGAAGCAGCGCGUCCCAAAUGCCGAGCUGAGUAAAGAAAACCAACCUCCAAAUGCAACUCAAUUAUCCGAAGCUCUCUCUCGUCUGGAACUUGGAGAUGACAAGACCGUUCUGACUCCCAAACCUGAUGUUCCUGUCCUGCCUGUCGCCCCAAUCUUCACCGAUCCCGCUGUUGUAGCUGAGCGAGCGGUGCAUAUGCAGUUCACUGAAGCAGCUCUUGAUAUGGCCCGACUUGCGCUCAGAACCAACGAGACGCCUGUAGGCUGUGUCCUCGUUCAUGAUGGCAAGAUCAUUGCUCGUGGCAUGAAUGCAACAAAUGUCACUCGAAACGGUACUCGCCAUGCUGAAUUCAUGGCACUCGGUGCUUUACUAUCCUACCCCCCCAAAGAUGGACCAAGAACGACGUACCUCAAGCCCAAGCCUAAGCCUGAGGAACAGUCCGCUGCGGCUUCUGAUGCAUCUUCUGUCGAUUCUGGACCUCCUGACGAGGGCAACGAAGAUGGUUCCAAGGGACACCUCUACCCUUAUGGGCAGAAGGUUCAUCCCGACGCCAGGGUCGAUAGAUCGAUUAUCCGGGAGAGCAUCCUUUAUGUCACCGUAGAACCGUGCGUCAUGUGUGCUUCUCUCUUGCGACAACUCGGUAUCAAGAAGGUCUACUUUGGCGCGGUGAACGACAAGUUUGGUGGGACUGGUGGUGUCUUCAGCAUCCAUGCCAAUUCCCUUCCAGUCAGCGCCGAUGGGCAGACCGCCAGCGCCCACCCAACUCCCAAACCUGCGCAGCUUCCAGACGGCAGUGGUACAUUGGGUGUCUCGUAUCCACCGGGUGGAGGUGAUGGCGGAAAUAUUGAACCUGGUUACGAAAUCGAGGGCGGUUGGGGCCGUGAUGAAGCUGUCGCCCUGCUACGACGGUUCUAUGUCCAGGAGAAUGGUCGAGCCCCGGUCCCUCGCAAAAAGGAAGGACGCGCAGCUCGCCUAGCUGCUAUGAUGGAGGGCGACGGGGACGGGGAGGAUACUCAAAAUCCAGAUGGAGACACGCCUAUGCCUGACGAUGAAGUGACCGACCUGCCUGCCUCAACAGAAACUCUCGAGGAGUCUCCGCCGCUGGCAGAUCGCACUAAUGUCUAG